AUGAAAUGCCUUAAGCCACGCCAAGCACGGUGGGCCUUGUUCUUCGCACAUUUUAAUUUCCAGAUCGCCUAUCGCCCCAGCACCCAGAACGGAAAGGCCAACGCUCUUUCCCGGAGGGACUCGGAUUCUGGGAAUGAUGGUUCGGAGCCAUUGCCCAUGUUGACCUCAACCAAUUUUGUCCAGGGAACCUGGGAGCAGGACUUUCAGGCACAGGUGCGCCUAGCCGUGCGCCAGGAUCCAUUCACAAAAGACUGGUUGGAUACUGGCCCAGUGCCUUCAGGACCAGGGGGUGCACCGUUUGAUGUCUGGGAUGGGCGUGUGUACCAUCACGGCCGACUCUACAUUCUGGAGGGGCUGCUCCGGUCCCAGGUCCUUGAGCAGUGCCACGAUGUGUGA
Messenger RNA from Podarcis lilfordi (Lilford's wall lizard), 396 nucleotides. NCBI's taxonomy places the organism in Eukaryota, Metazoa, Chordata, Lepidosauria, Squamata, Lacertidae. The record is from the annotation of a GenBank genome assembly.